Pocillopora damicornis (cauliflower coral) is the source of this 2804-nucleotide messenger RNA. Its product is annotated as WASH complex subunit 1. Gene Ontology annotation, biological process: exocytosis; Arp2/3 complex-mediated actin nucleation; endocytic recycling. Gene Ontology annotation, cellular component: early endosome; WASH complex; recycling endosome. Lineage: Eukaryota; Metazoa; Cnidaria; Anthozoa; Scleractinia; Pocilloporidae. Gene Ontology annotation, molecular function: gamma-tubulin binding; alpha-tubulin binding. The record is from RefSeq and is a predicted model, not a curated record.
AAUUUAUAUGCAGGGGACUCUGUAUUUUGUAGCUAGCAAAAUCAUCAGUGGUUGACAUCUCAUUCAAUUGCCUGCUGUCAUACUUGUUGUCAUCAUCAUCACCAUCACCAUCAAAAACGGUCAAACCACAUCUGACCUUUGAAACUCUAACAUCAGUAUGCAUAUUCUCCAUACUGUUAUUUAUACCUUUCCUGAGGUGUGGACAAGGAGAAUUUGUUGAACAAUCAAGAGCUUCUUUUGUUUGUGAUCAUUUCUUCUAUUCUCGUAACCAUAUAAUGUUUGAUUCAGGGGAGAUAUUGUAAGGAGAAAUUAGAUGCUAGUCACUCCAAGCAGUUGAAAGGUUAGCAAACAGCAUCUAGCCAGCUGACAUCAAGUCAAAGUCUCUGUUAGGUCAAUGGUCUCCUGUAUCACAACUUAAUUAAAUAUAUUUUUCUGAUAUAUACCAAAAGUAGCUUUUGAUCUAUCAUCAUUGUAAUCUCUGCAAUUUAAAGGCUUAUGACAACAUUAAUAGUUAGUGGGUUUUGGGGGCUAUUUUUGCACGCCAUAAAACAAUGUGAUUUUUGGAGAGAGAUGAUUUUUGUUUUGUCUUAUGGAUGGGACCAGAAAAAUAUCCUGAGUCCUCAUGGGGAAUCAAACUGUAGACCAUCAGACUUAAGGCUCUGAUGCUCUACUAACAAGCCACAGAGAACAUACAACAAGCUACACCAUUACUAGAUUCAUAUGUGACAUGUCCUGCAAACUGUGAUGAUCAGCAGUUUAAAAAGUCAAGAACAGCCAUGACCCUCCCACGUGAGCUGCAAUUUUAGUGAUUGCAGAAAAGAAACCUGCAAACAAAUUAAGACUUUGAUGGGAUUCUAAACCCAUUCCUCCCAGAUACUAGUUGGGUCAAAACUGAAUUUGAGUUAGUCCCCACAGGCUCCUGUAACAGUUGCUGUCAGACAAACUUGACUGUAGUAUGCUUUGGCACCUUGCUAAUAUUAGCCAUCAUACUUCUCAUCAACCUAACCGGGGGGGAAGGAAGGAAUAGUAAAUCAAAACAAACAUAUCUUGACUCUCCCCAGGUCUCUUCAUUAGUCUUUCGUUUCUUACGUCUCGUGACCAAAAUGGCGACUAAAUCAGGAUCAUAGGUACCAAGCAGGAACUUCUCUAUUGAAUUAGUCGCCAUGCCUGUUCAAACCUACAACAUUCCACUAGUGUUACCGAGUCUUCGAAGAGAAGAAUCGAUUAACCAAAUUGUGGAUUCGUUGGAAUAUUUGGAGAAAGUGUCUAAAGACAUAUUCACCCGAAUCAGCAAUCGAGUUGCGGAAAACAAGAAACGAUUAGAGGCCAUAAAUUAUCGGGCUGAUUUGGCACAAGCCAGAAUCGAUAAAAUAAAGGGGAUCAAGAAAGCUACGAGGGUGUUUUCGAGUGCGAAAUACCCAGCUCCGGAGAAACUUGAGCCGUAUGAAACGCUGUAUUCUGAAGAAAAUGAAUUGUCUGAAAUAAAGCGUCAAACGUACAACCUGAAUUCGAAGUUUGUCCCAGUUGAUGAACGAACAUUGAAGGAUAAACUGCAAUUCUACAAUGUACACUUGAAUGUUAAGAAGAAACAGGACGAAAUGAAAGGGGAAGGGCUGGGUUCCCUUCCGAAGAAUCUUCAUUCCGUCAGUUCGUUGUUGCUUUUCAAUACUACUGAAAAUCCGUACAAGAAGUAUGUCAUGUUAGAUCCGCUUGCCGGUGCGGUUACCAAAACAAGGGCCAACAUUGAAGAAGACGAGGAAGACAUCGGAGCAGCACCCAUUUCCAUCACUCAAGGAGAAGCGCUCGACAGAUUGACAGCACAAAAUUACUUCUACGUUCCAAACUUGGGAGAUGUACCGGAGAUUGAUGUACCUGUGUACCUUCCGGAUCUUCCUGGGAUUGCAGAUGACCUCUCUUACAAUGCAGAGCUUGGUCCUUCCAUAGCACCAUCACUACCUGGUUCAAAUAUACCUGAAUUACCUGAUGUCCUGGAGGGAGAAAUACCACAGACAGAAGGAGCCCCUCCUCCCCCUCCAGCACCUGGUCCAGCUCCCUCACCCCCUCCGCCACCACCUCCUGGACCUGAUGCUCCACCGCCCCCUCCUCCCCCUCCUCCUCCACCUCCUCCAGGACCGGAAUCAGCACCUCCCCCUCCUCCUCCCCCUCCAGUGGAUGGCUCCUCAGGAGCUCUUCCCACCGAUGUCCCUGCAGCAGUAGCAUCUGAUGGUAGGGCAUCUUUAAUGGAAUCCAUUCGCAAAGCAGGUGGCAAGGGCAAUGCUAAAUUACGUAAUGUAAAGGAGAGAAAGCUGAAGAAAAAAGCAGAGAAAGAGCAGUCUGCCGUCAGUGGUGGGGGAGGAGGUGACCUCAUGGGUGACCUCUUUGCUAAGCUGUCCAUGCGUCGAAAGGGUAUCUCCGGGUCUAAAGGUGAAUCUGGUGGAUCAUCUGAAGUGUCCACGGGUGGAGGCUCUGCAAUGGACAGGAUCUCAGCAAUGAUUCCGGCUCCUCCAAAGAGUGAUCGCACAGAUUCUUUGCAUUCAGGGGGAAGUGAUGAUUGGGAUUAAUAAGUAAUCAAUCACUAAUUCUCAAUCUUGGCCUGAUCAUCUUUAUCUUGGACAGUUGCUUUAUACUGUAAGAAGUGGAUUUUUGCAAAAGAGUAGAGAACAUAAAAUGAUUUUGUUUACUUUUUUGGGGUGUAAUGUCAUAUCACAGACUAGAAAUUAAAAUUUUUCAAUUUGACCCUUGUAAAAAAGGAAAAUCUUCUCUGUUGUGUUAACAAUAAAGAAGCAAGAAGGGGAAAUGGCUUA